This is a messenger RNA of Lepisosteus oculatus (spotted gar), 7314 nucleotides long. RefSeq names its product zinc finger protein 729. The record is from RefSeq and is a predicted model, not a curated record. NCBI's taxonomy places the organism in Eukaryota, Metazoa, Chordata, Actinopteri, Semionotiformes, Lepisosteidae.
UAGUGUGCUGCUAUUUUUAAUCUUACCAAUUCGACCCAGUGGUUUAUUUUAUUUAUUAAUGUUUUCAUUGUGUGCUACGUAACAUUUAACCAGGGCUGGAACGUGUGUUUUUUUUAUUUACUUUGGAUGUUGGUGAUGAUGAAACUAAAAAACAGUCACCACAAAACUGACUCCUGGAUUACUCCUGCUUUGUGAGUAGGCUGAUCGAUUCCCAUGAUCCCCUUUGCAAACCGCAAGACUAGGGUGUGUUUCUUUUGACUUCUUCUGUAACGAAGGAAUCUUGUGUCCAGAAUUUCCGCUCAUUUCCCGACAAUGUUAAGUUCGUAAAAAAAUAAAAAAACUGAUGUAUUAGAGUUGUCUUUCGUGUCAUGCUUUAGAAUUCAAAACGUCUCUAGCCGUAAUAGCAGGAGGCGCUGUCGAACUCCUCUUGGCAGAAUGAGUAUGUUAGCUUAAGGAUGAUCAAUUUCCGACUUUAAGGUUUGACAGUCAAAAUAGUUUGUUCCUAAGACAAAGACUGCAGGCUUUGGCCUCAUCAAGGACACCAUGGAACAGAAAGCCCACCACGUUUACAAAUCUUAAUCCUCAAGGCAAAGACUGGAUUUGAAUAAUUUAACGGGAGCAAGAGAACCAAGCACCAUUACCUUUCAAAAGGGCCUGUGGGAGACAAGGAGAAUAUGAAAGUUCCCAUAAAAAGCAUGACAUCCCAGAAACGUACUGCACAUGACAGGUGGAAUUUCUUUUGAAAUGAUUUCUCAUCCACUGGCAUUUGAGAAGAUGGAGGAACAGCCAUUGCCCGAGAUGGGCAGUGGUUUUGAAAUUUACCACUCAAGUGCAGAGUCACGUCUUUCCAUUCCUACUGCACCUAUUAAGAGAUGUGUUAAAACAGAAGGGGAACAUCAAGACAUUGAAAAUGCCAAAAGCGUUUUAAUGAAUCAUCAGUGCUCUGUUUGCUCUAAAUCUUUUAAAUUUGCCUCAAAACUUGAGCGGCAUUAUCUAAUCCACACUGGACAAAAGCCUUUUACCUGUUCUGUGUGUGGAAAAGGAUUCAGACAAUCCAUACAUUUAAAGAAGCACCAGGAAACCCAUAAAAAAUGGAGACCUUUUAAAAAUAGCUUCCAACUGAUGGAUUUUGCAAAUAGAGAGCAAUCAUUUGAAACAAAACCAUAUCAAGCCACCCAAGAUGGUUCCCAGUGCAGUUAUGCAAGCAGCAGUCAUGUUGAGUUAUGUGCUAUUUCCCAGAAAGAUGAUAAAGAUGAGCCAGAACAGCCUGACUUUGGAGACUCAAAACCCACUGAACAACCUGGACUCAACUUGAACAGCACGGAUAGUAGAAACUCUCCUGAGUGGCUGCUGGUUGACAGACAGUCUGCAACAAAGCAAAUACUUCAGGAACAUCAGGUGAACUCUUCUUUUGUGACAGAAACUAUCCCAGAUACCAAAAAAAUCCACCAGUGUACUGUAUGCUUAAAAUCUUUUAAUUCCCCUUAUAAGCUACAGAGACACUUUCUUAUUCAUACUGGACAGAAACCCUUUCAGUGUUCCAUUUGUGGAAAGACAUUCAGGCAAAUGGUACAUUUAAAACUCCAUUCACAAACCCAUUCAAAGUCUAAUUCUCCUCUGCAUUCAUUUCAAAAUGAAGUAUUUAGAAAUAGGAACUUUGAUAAUGGUGACAAUGAGUUGCAAUUUGAAGACAACGCACUGAAUGAGAUUCGUGUGAUGAGUGUAGAGAAUGAGUGUAACUCUGCACAGUCUUACACUACCGAAGAACAGCAUUUAAGUAAUUUACACAUACCUAAAAGUGCCAGUAAUGUAAUGUGUGAGUCUAGUCAUUUAGAUCAAAUGGCUUUUAAUAAGAGUGUGACAAAAUGUGAAUUACCCGAAAAAUGCCUUGAUUCUGAACAGAAAAGUCAGUGUUUGUCUGCUAAUGGUGAACAGAAGAGGAAUCAUCUGUGUUCAGUUUGUCUGAAAUGCUUUAGUUCCCCUUCUAAACUAAGGAGGCAUUAUCUUAUUCACACUGAUCUGAGGCCCUUUGAUUGCUGGGAAUGCGGAAAGACCUUUAGACAACUGGCACAUUUAAAAGUUCAUCAAGAAACCCACAGAAAUGGCAGAGACUUUGAUAAUAUUCUGCAAGAGGAGGCGUUUGGUGAGACAGGUGAAUUUGAUGACCAAGAUGAAAGCCAUAGUAAACAUCUGCUUUCAAAUUGUGAUGAAUCUUUUUUGGUUCCAGCACAACUCUGUAGCCCCAAAGAGCACAAGCCUAUGAGCUCAUAUCCACCGUCCCAACUGAAUUGUUCUGUUAAUAUCACUCCUGCGCAUGAGUCCAACAACAAAUCUUCAAAUAGUGAAGAAGAUCUCACAGCGCCUUCACCUAUACAUGAUCUCAAAACGGAAACAAAACAGCUCCUUAAUUUCACUGCAUUAGAUGAGAAAUCUGUCCAUGAAAACGGAUAUGUUCGCAAUCAGUGCAGCAUCUGCUUGAAGUCUUUUAAAUUUGCCUCAAAACUUGAGCGCCACUACCUGAUUCACACAGGAUUACGGCCAUUCAAAUGCCCAAUCUGUGGUGUAACAUUUAGACAAGCAGCUCAUUUGAAAAAACAUCAGGCAAAGCACAGAAAAGUGGAUGAUUCUAAUUAUGUAUUCCUGGGACAAGACUCGGGGACUGUUCAGGAUUCUGCUUUAACUGAUGGCCACCACAGGCAACAUCCAUCUGGGGACACGGACAACGUGCAGCAAAGAUCUUUCCAGCCCUGCGAAGAGAAUGCCCUACAACAGGCUAAACAGCUUCAACUUAAUAUUGUUGUGAAACCAGAAGAGCCAUACGAACACUGGCAUGACAACAAGGAUGAAGAGGCUGCAGACACUGUAGCACCUGAGGAGACAAUUUCAAAUAAUCUGUUACAACAAACAAUUGAUUAUACUAAAAGUGAACACCAAACACUUAACAGGAAACUCCAUCAGUGUGCUAUGUGCUCAAAAUAUUUUACAUCACCUUAUAAACUCCAGAGACACUUUUUAAUUCAUACAGGGCAAAGACCUUUUGAUUGUAAAGCAUGUGGCAAGACAUUUAGACAGCUUGAACAUUUAAAAUUCCAUAAACGCACCCACAUCAGACUUGAACAUUUGCAGCAGGAAGAGACAAACAUUGACCGUGACCCUUCUACCCCUCAGCAAAUUAGAAGUGGAAGUUUGACUGCAGAGACUGCUUUGAAUUUAGAUGCCUCUUUGGAGCAAAACCCUCUUGAACAAAGUGAACUGGAAGAGUCGCAGCCUCCUGAAAUUGAUUCGGAUAUGAAUAUAGCGAAUGCUCAAGAAAACAUUUUUAGCAGCAGUGAAAGUUUCGAUCAGCCCGAAACACGGAUCUCAAUUUCAACAGAAAGCUUGCCUGAGGAACAUACUCUGGGCUCGGACAAGAUUAAAAACCACAGGACACAUCCGUGUUUGAUGUGUUUAAAAUGCUUUGAUUGCCCUUCCAAACUUCAAAGGCAUUACUUGACCCAUACUGGGCAGAAGCCAUUUCGAUGCUUUGCAUGUGGUAAAGAAUUCAGGCAAGCCAUACACUUAAAAGUACAUCAGCGUACCCACAACAAAUGGAGGGCUUUCAAAAGUGCCUUUCAGCAGCAGAAAUUUCUUAAUGCGAACAGAUUGAGCAGUCAGGAUCAGUCCCAGGGAAAUGAGAAAACAUCUCAAAGUCAGCCUAAUCAUGAUAAUGCUCCGCAGUCACAAGAAGACACAAAUUUAGUGGAAUUCAGUAAAAUCGCUGAACAUACUAUAGAUGAGGAUGCUUUUACCGAAGAAGUGUAUCAGGCGAACCACACCUACAUUUCUGAAAACAGUGACAAUGCAGAUGUCAGCAGAAGAGUCUAUCAGUGCUCUAAAUGUUUAAAAUGCUUUAGUGCACCCUCACAACUAGAGAGGCAUUAUCUCAUUCAUACUGGACAGAGGCCUUUUGAGUGCCAUAUUUGCCGGAGGGCCUUCAGACAGUCAUCCCAUUUAAAAGCCCACUACCGCACUCACAGAGAUAUAAAAACUAUGAAAAGCAACUUGCAACACAGGAGGCUUAUUUCUCUCAGGAGGGUGGCAGACAUAAAGCAGAACCACACCCAGAAGAGACCACCUCUGUUACACAGUGUGUCUAACACUGCACCAGCGGCUUUCUUUAGUGGAGCUGGAAAAACACACGAUGGAGUCCAACUCACUGAAUCCUCUGCACACUUAGAAUCUGAGAAGCCCAUCCUGGAUAACUAUGUUGAUUUAGUGACGGACACAAACGGAACACCAGUGCAAAAGAAAUGUCUGAUGCAAGAUCAGACGUCACUAGGGCAUCAAAAUACUGGACGCACAGAAGGAAAAAAUGUCAAAAAGCGUAUCCAUCAGUGCUGCUUGUGUCACAAGAGUUUUGAUUGUCCUUCCAAACUUCAAAGGCAUUAUCUUUCACAUACAGGGCAGAAACCUUUUGAAUGCUAUGUUUGUGAAAGGAAAUUUAGACAGCUGACUCAUUUAAAAAGACACCAACAAAGUCACAAUGGUCUUAAAAAGUCCAUUAGUCAGCCACUGCACCAUGGAGACCACAGUCCUCAAGGACACCUUUCCCCUAGCAUUUUGUCCCAUGCCAGUGUCUCCCAAGACAAGAAACAGAAACAACAUACAGACACAUUACGGUCUGAUGUUUUGAAACAAGAAAGUUAUGCUGUCGAUGGCAGUGGAACACCAGAGAAUAAAGAAGUAGAGAGCAGUUUUACUGCGGAUUCACUGGCUCUUAACAUGCAGAAUCAUGAGGCUGAAAAUGGAGAAAGUGUUCAUGACAGUAAAAGGAUUUAUCAAUGCACCAGAUGCUUAAAAUGCUUUGAAGCACCUUCUCAACAAGACAGGCAUCAUUUAAUUCAUACUGCACAGAAGCCUUUCAUGUGUUACAUUUGUUCAAAUUCAUUUAGGCAACCAUCUCAUUUAAAAACCCAUCAACAUACCCUUAAGAAGUUAAGAGCAUUAAAACAUUCUUAUGAAAGUAAUGUAAACCAGGAGCACAACCAGAGUGCACAGGGAGUAUCUCUUUAUGAUGAUCAGUUUGCUGUGUCUUCUCUGUCCCUUGUCCUGCAAGAACAAAAGCUAAACCUAGCUGAGCCAGCAGUUCCACAUAAUCCACCACAAAGCACAAUGGGUGAAUACAGCACAUGUCUUUCUGAAGAAGAGAGUUGUAAUAUGCCCCAGACAAAUCUCCCUGAAUCAAGCCAAGGGAAAGGUUGUCAAAGGAAGGAAUAUCAGUGCUCAGUAUGCCCAAAGAGUUUUAAUUCCCCUUCCAAACUCAAAAGGCACUUCCUUAUUCACACUGGUCUGAAACCUUUUAAAUGUUACAUGUGUGAAAAGUCAUUUAGGCAGCUUUGUCACCUUCAGAAUCACCAGCACACCCAUUCAGAGUGGAAAUUCUGUGAUAAGACGCAAAGUGAUUUUGAGAAAGAACAUCCCUGCAGUCUUCAGAAUCAAUCAGAGAAUCACCCCCCUUCUGAAAAGCUGACUUAUGAAAUACCAUGGUGUGCAUCCGGAGCUAUUCAGGAAAACAUAAAAGGUCUAGAAGAGCAGGCAGACUGUGUUUCAGAACCACAUGGACAGAACACUAACCAGUGCUUAACUGUUAAUGGCAGUUUGGAUCCAGCACAAGAAGCUAAUGAUACAGUAUCAGACGAAAUACUGGAAGAAUGUGCCACAGACUCAUCUGCAAAAGUAGAAGAUGGAUUGAAACAGAAAGAGAAGAAGCAUAAGUGUUCUGAAUGUCUCAAAUGUUUUUCCUCCCCUUCAAAACUUGAAAGGCAUUACUUAAUUCAUGCUGGGGAGAAGCCCUUUGAGUGUUCUGUGUGUAAUAAGUCAUUUAGACAGGCUGCACAUCUCAAAGUUCAUCAGCGAAUUCAUGCAAAACAGUUUGGUGGCUCAGAUUCCCUUCAGCAGGAGGUAACAAACAAUGACUUCAGUGAGGAUCAUCAGGGCCAGAAUAUGCAUCAGUCAUGGCAGCUUGAAGCUGAUUCUAAAACCUGUCCACAAUAUAAUACGAAUCAGGUAGCAGUUGAGAGAUCAGGGGAUGAUCUGCCUGAACUUGAUACGGCCUCAGAGUCUGAUUAUACUAAUGGAUACUGGAGUUCCUCCAGUCCGAGUGGACUUUUCAAGUGCAUGGAAUGCAAUCGUUAUUUUGGAACAGAAAGGAAGCUUCAAGUGCACAAGUGCACUUUUAAAAAUCAGACCCAAGCAAAAAGUACAAGCAGGAGCCUUUAUCAAUGUGCUAUAUGCUUCAAAAGCUUUGAUUCUCCCUCUAAACUCAAAAGACACUAUGUAAUUCAUACAGGACAAAGACCAUUUGAGUGUUCUGUAUGCAGGAAGACUUUUACCCAGUCUUGCCAUUUAAAAACACAUCAGCUUACUCACUUCAAGUAGAAAAACCUGACAUGACCCGGAUCCAAACAGUUUUUUUUUUGUAAAAAUGUAAAAGACAAUGUUAUUGAGUUACUGAUAUAUGUGCAAAAAGAUCAGUUGCUGUUUUUGUUUAAAGUAGUUUACAUAACUUUUUGGAAGCUGACCCCAGAACAGUCUGGGACUGAGGCUGUGAAAAAGAAGAAGACAUAACUUUUUUGGUAUUUCUCAAAAAGCAUGAGGGUGAAUUGAGUGUUCGUCAUUUUUCGAUCUUGUUUACAUUUAUCAGGUUUUACAACGUAGAAAAGGCAUGUAUACUUGUUUUAAUAAGGCUAAUGCAUUUGUUUUUUAUUUUCAAGUCGUCAUUGCAUUUUUGUGUCCUGCAUCUUUGAAAGUAGCCCUCUUGCGACUCAUAUGAUGAUCAGCAAUAUAAUGGUAUUCCUGUCUUUUAUAUUGUAUUAUUUUUUUAUACUGGAAGAGUACCUGAACAUAAUUUUAAUAAUAUUGAAGUACUUUGUGGUUCAUACUUUUGAGACUUUUAAAUGCAUGCCUUUACAUAAAAUAUGUGUGAUUAUAUCUAAUUAUUUACUUUUAUUUUAUGUUGUGAGUUUUUAUUUAUAGAUCUUUGGAAUUUCUUUUAUUUGAAAUGCAGUAGUCAUUGUCUCAAACUAAGGAAAGAAUUGUAGCAAUAUAUUUGCAGUUUUUUAAAGUUAUAUUUAAACAGCUGCAUGUCACUUUCCAUUUUAUAUGGUGUAUUCAUACAUGUAUAAGUGCAUUGUAGUCCAUUCUUUUUCUGAAAAUAAUUUUGUUGCUUUUUAAACAAACAUGAAACUGCACUCAAAGCUGAAGUUUGUUUUGCACAAAUGAUAGUUUUUUUAUUGUACAAAAUAAAGCUUACAUAAAGGUGUACCAUUUGUUGAU